AUGUCCUACCCGCAGUUCGGCUACCCCUACUCCUCCGCGCCCCAGUUCCUGAUGAGCACCAACUCCCUGACGCCUUGCUGCGAGUCCGGCGGCCGCACGCUGCCCGAGUCGGGCCCGGCCGCCCCAGCACAGACGCCGGUCUAUUGUCCCGUGUACGAGAGUCGCCUGCUCGCCACUGCCCGCCACGAGCUCAACUCCGCCGCCGCUCUGGGGGUCUACGGCAGCCCCUACGGCGGACCCCAGGGCUACGGGAACUACGUGACCUACGGCACCGAGGCGCCCGCCUUCUAUUCGCUGAACACUUUGGAGACGAAGGACGGCGGCGGCUCUGCGCAUGCGGGCAUCUCCCCGGCGGCUGCUUACUACCCCUACGAGCACAGCCUCAGCCAGUACCAGUACGACAGGUACGGGGCGAUGGACGGCGGCACGAGGCGGAAGAACGCCACCAGGGAGACCACCAGCACGCUGAAGGCCUGGCUGCAGGAGCACCGCAAGAACCCCUACCCCACCAAGGGCGAGAAGAUCAUGCUGGCCAUCAUCACCAAGAUGACCCUCACCCAGGUCUCCACCUGGUUCGCCAACGCCCGCCGCCGCCUCAAGAAGGAGAACAAGAUGACGUGGCCGCCUCGGAACAAGUGCUCGGACGAGAAACGGCCCUACGAAGAAGAGGAGGAGGAGGAGGAGGAAUGCUCGCAGGAAGACGCCAUGAAAAGCGAGAAGGCCGAGGAGCCCACGGGCAAGGAGGAGAAGGAGCUGGAGCUCAGCGACCUGGAGGAUUUGGACGCCGCCGAGUCGGAGAGCUCCGAGUGCGAGAUGAGGCGGCCCUUCCCGCACCCGCACCCGCAUCCUCAUCCGCAGCGGCUGCCGGGCGGCGGCCCCCCGCCCCGCGCCGCCGAGCCCCCCGCCGCCGCCGCCGAUGAGGAGGAGGAGGAGUCGGCGGAGCGGGCCCGCGGCUGCCUGAAACCGGCGGCGGAGGAGUGCGAGGCGGCCCUGCUCGGAGCUCGGCCGCGCGGCUGCGAGGCCAAGCUGUGCUUCCCGCAGGGCCAGCCGCUGCUGGAGGCCAAGCCCCGCAUCUGGUCCCUGGCGCACACCGCCACCUCCCUCAACCAGUCCGAAUACCCCUCCUGCAUGCUGAAGCGGUCGGGGGGAUCGGCCGCCGCCACCGCCGUCUCCGCCCCGGUCAACGUCAUGGACCGGCACCAGGAUUCGCCGGUCACCAACCUCAGGAACUGGGUGGACGGGGUGUUUCACGACCCGCUCUUCAGGCACAGUACUUUGAACCAAGCCUUGAGCAACACCACGGUGUCCUGGGCCACCACCAAAGGAGCUAUUCUGGAAACGGGCGCCUUGGGACGCUCGGUGGGCAAUGGUGCCAACGUGCUCAAGGGGCAGCUGGCCAACCUGGCCCACCAGGACUCGAGCAAGGAGUUUCUCGCCUUUCCCAAAGCAGGGAGUAAAAUGUUUUGCUCCUAA
This is a messenger RNA of Centrocercus urophasianus (Greater sage-grouse), 1473 nucleotides long. RefSeq names its product iroquois homeobox 4 (gene IRX4). Gene Ontology annotation, molecular function: DNA-binding transcription factor activity, RNA polymerase II-specific; RNA polymerase II cis-regulatory region sequence-specific DNA binding. Gene Ontology annotation, biological process: cell development; regulation of transcription by RNA polymerase II; neuron differentiation. Gene Ontology annotation, cellular component: nucleus. The record is from RefSeq and is a predicted model, not a curated record. Lineage: Eukaryota; Metazoa; Chordata; Aves; Galliformes; Phasianidae. The transcript is spliced from 5 exons. Bases 1 to 1473 code for a protein of 490 amino acids.